CUGGGGGAAAAAGACAUGAAGAGCAGAAGUGUGAAGGGCUGGAGAAAAGAAGAAAAAAAGAAAUUGCUUCCAGCAAGCCUUCCAAUCACCUUCCCAUGUGUUUCCAACCCUGCUAAUGAGAAUCUUGCUCCUGAGGUAGGAGGUGGAAAUGAUAUGGAUUCUUUAACAAAGAAAACGAGGCAAGAUGGAUCAGAAGUUACAGAGAGACUUAUUACAGAGACAGUAACUACAAGACUGACAUCUUUACCACCCAAAGGAGGGAGCAGUAGUGGACUCAAGACAUCAUCCCACACUGGAGGAAGUGGAGUUGAAAAGAGGUCUUACACCCAUAGCAGUGGCUAUGUGACUUCAAGUGGAAGUGGUAGAUUGAACUCAUCGUCGUCUGGCUACAGGCAAACACAGUCUCCUAGCUCAACUCUCACCAAAUCACCUGGCUCAACAUUUGAAAGAAAAACCCAUGUCAACCGCCAUGCAACAUAUGAAGGGAGCUCCAGUGCUAACUCUUCUCCAGAGUUCCCCAGAAAAGAGUUUGCAUCUGCCUCCACACGAGGGCGAAGCCAAAGUCGAGAGAGUGAAAUACGAGUCCGGCUGCAGAGCGCAUCUCCCUCUGGCAGAUGGACGGAGUUGGAUGAUGUCAAACGUUUACUGAAAGGAAGUCGAUCAGCCAGCUGCAGCCCGACUCGGUCAUCGUCAAGUACCCUCCCAAUACCAAAAAAAGCUGUGGUGGAGACAAAAAUGGUUACUGAGAGCUCUCAGUCAGUGUCAGGGACAUAUGAUACAACUAUACUAAAUACAGCCCUCCCACCAUACACAUGGUCCUCAACUCUGCCUGCUGGAUCUUCCCUUGGAGGAUACCACAACAGCAUGGGCCAGAGCUCUUCUUUGGUCAAUGCUAUGUCUCACUCUACAGGAUCAGUUUUUGGUGUUCCAAAUAACCUGGCUCCCAGCAGUCAUACUCUGAACACAGGCCUGAGCACAUCCUCAACAGUGUUCGGAGUUCAAAACAAUCUGUCACCAAGCUCUUCAGCCCUGAAUGCCACUGCAGCCUCUGCAGCAUAUGGGAUGAAGAACACUUCUCAGACAAACACCAUGAAUAGUACUGGUGUGUCUGCCUCAGCAGGUGGAACUGUUUUGAGCUCCCAGGGAGACGACUUUCUGCGCAAAGACUGCAAGUUCCUGCUGCUGGAGAAAGAGAAUGCCCCAGCAAAGAAGGAGAUGGAGCUCUUAGUCAUGACCAAGGAUAGUGGCAAAGUCUUUAGUGCAUCUUCCACUGGGCUUAAUGGAGGAUCCUUUGCAGAAGACACCUUGAAGAAGGAAAAGCAGGGGCUUUCUUCUUACGUGGCAGAUACUGGCCUGAAAUCAGAUACAAAUGGAGGAUUGAAAUCAGCGCCAACAAGGGACAAAGCAACAUAUGCAGAAAUACGAAAUGGUGAUGCAGGCGGUGCAAUUGGAUCAGCACCUUCCUGGUGUCCCUGUGGUUCCUGCUGUAGCUGGUGGAAAUGGCUUCUGGGUUUGCUUCUGGCAUGGUUGCUUCUCCUUGGAUUGCUCUUUGGACUCAUUGCUCUGGCGGAAGAAGUGAGAAAGCUGAGAUCUCGUGUGGACAACCUGGAAAAAAUAAAUCACAGCUUCCUGACAGUUAACCAAGGGAAUCCGUAUUUAGAAAAAGACGUUUCUAAAGUGGAUUUUCUUCAUGGUGCGGCACCGUCUUCAACCUUCCCUUUUGAAAAUGAAGAAUCAGUUUGGUUGAUGGUGAAGAGCAGACUGAAUAAGGAAAUAGAACGAGGCUACUUCCGAGGGGAGAGAGGAGAACCUGGUAUGAAAGGUGACAUGGGAUUGCAAGGUCCCAAAGGGGAUCGAGGGCUUCCCGGUGUCCCAGGCAUUCCUGGUCCAGCGGGGCACCAAGGACCAGAAGGACCAAAAGGACAGAAGGGCAGCAUGGGUGAUCCUGGCAUGGAAGGUCCCAUGGGACAAAGAGGUCGAGAAGGGCUACCAGGGCCUCGAGGAGAGCCUGGACCACCUGGAUUUGGAGAAAAAGGAGAUAGAGGUGCUGCAGGUCCUCCUGGGCCACCUGGUCCCCCAGGGUCUGCUGGCCUUAAAGGUCCAAUGGGUUCUCCAGGCCCUCAAGGACCUCCAGGUCCUCCUGGCCUUCAAGGAUUUAGAGGAGAAGCAGGUCUCCCAGGUGCUAAAGGUGAGAAAGGAGCUACUGGAUCCCCAGGACCCAAAGGUGAUCAGGGUGAGAAAGGAGCUCGUGGAAUGACAGGUGAACAAGGCUCAAGAGGCAUACCUGGUCCUCCAGGAGAGCCAGGAGCUAAAGGACCUGCAGGACAAGCUGGCCGUGAUGGACAGCCAGGUGAAAAAGGUGAACCAGGUCUCAUGGGAAUGCCAGGAGCCCGAGGCCCUCCAGGUCCUUCUGGAGAUGCAGGAGAGCCAGGUCUCACAGGACCCCAGGGACCACCAGGACUUCCAGGCAACCCAGGCAGACCAGGGGCUAAAGGAGAACCUGGAUCUCCAGGCAAAGUCAUAAGUGCUGAGGGUUCAUCAACUAUUGCUCUGCCAGGCCCACCAGGUCCUCCAGGACCCAUGGGCCCCACUGGACCUCCUGGUGUUCCAGGUCCUAUUGGGCCAGCUGGUCUCCCUGGACAACAAGGUCCACGGGGUGAGAAGGGAUCCGCAGGUGAAGCUGUGAUAGAAACUAUCAGGACAGAAGUCUCGUCACUGGCAUCUCAGAUGUUGGGAGAUAUACAAGGGCGAGCAGGACCACCAGGUCCCCCUGGACCACCAGGUGAAUCUGUGCAGGGACUUCCUGGGCCUCGUGGUCCCCCUGGAUUGCCAGGACCUUCAGGCCCACCAGGGAGACCAGGAUCUUCAGUGUCCACCUCAGAAACAUUUGUCUCUGGCCCACCCGGUCCACCAGGUCCACCAGGCCCGAAGGGAGACCAAGGUGAACGAGGUCCACGAGGAUUCACAGGUGAACCAGGUGAACCUGGCCUUCCAGGAUUCUCUUCCCAUGGUGGUACAGUCACCAUGCAGGGACCUCCAGGCCCACCAGGCCCACCAGGACCUAAAGGUGAUGCAGGUGUCCCAGGCGCUCCUGGCAUCCCAGGAACAUCUCGAGGUGGAUCCAGACAAAUCCAGGGACCCCCGGGGCCUCCUGGGCCACCAGGUCCUCCUGGCCCAGGUGGAAGUUCCUCUCAAGAGAUUCAGCAUUAUGUCGCUGAUUACCUGAAAAGUGAUAACAUAAGGCAUUAUUUGACUGGUGCCCAAGGUCCUCCAGGCCCUCCAGGCCCACCUGGAAUCCUCACCACUGCAGAUGGGAAGAGUUUUGAUUUUGCAGAGCUGGCUACCCGUGUUAUGAGCUAUAUGACAAGCUCUUCAGAUCAUUAUCAGUCAUUUGCCAGUUCAGUAUCAACUACAUCUGUUUUGUACCAAGAACUUUUGAACCUGCUGCAGAGAGAGGAAAUUCGUCAGUAUCUAGUUGGACCUCGGGGCCCACCAGGACCUCCUGGACCAGGAGUAGAUGGAAUGUCUCUGUCACUGGAUUAUGAUGAGUUGACCAGACGGUUUAUUAGCUACUUGACAAGUUCUGGUAUGAGCAUUGGACUCCCUGGACCGCCUGGGCCUCCAGGUUCACCAGGCAUAUCUUACAGUGAACUGACAGCAUACCUGAGAAACUCUGAAUUCAGUGGUCUUGUCGGACCCCCUGGGCCUGCAGGGCCCCCAGGACCCCCAGGGAUCCCUGGAUCAUCUGGCACCUCUCUGGAGGACAUCUCUGCUUACCUACAAAGUGUUGGAUACUCUUCUAUCUCUGGCAUGCAGGGCCCACCUGGCCCUCCUGGCCCUCCGGGACCACCAGGCUUCUCAGGAACUGGCCUCCUGUCCUACGCUGACAUCACCCACAGUGAUGAAUUCAGGAGUGAGCUGAUCCAGUACCUGAAGAGUGAUGAAGUUCGAAGCUACAUCUCAGGGCCUCCUGGGCCCCCUGGGCCACGGGGACCACCAGGACCCAAAGGAGAUAGUGGUUUGGUGGCUGGGUCUAUGUCUUCACUGUAUCAUGAUUCACUGGCUUCUGAACGGUCGCAUGGAGGAUCCAUGGGCGCCGAGGGAUCCCAUGGAGGAUCACUUGGCACAGGCAGCUCUUACAGCAGCUCCAUGAGCAGCAGCAGGUCAUCAUACAGUGCCUCCAUGGGCAACGAUGGCUCCUAUGGUGCGUCCCUGGGCAGCGAUGGGUCGUUUGAUGGGCUGCUGACAGCUGAGGAGUCACACAGGAGAUCAGCGGGUCCAGGCAGAUCUUAUAGCAACUCCUUUACUGGAUCCUUGGAUUACAGUGAGCUGGCUCGACGUGUGUCAGAGAACCUACAAAGCCAAGGUAUCCUCCAGGACUUCAUGUCUUACACUGGACAGGGGCCCCCAGGCCCGCCAGGACCUCCUGGACCUCCUGGAAUAAGCAGAGUCUUUGCAGCCUAUGGCAAUGUCACUGAGGACCUCAUGGACUUCUUCAGAACACACGGUACUGUCCGGGGACCACCUGGUGAGAAAGGAGAGCGGGGUUAUCCCGGCCCCAAAGGUGACCCGGGGCCGAUGGGCCCACCAGGACGCCAUGGGCACGGGGACCAAAAGGAGAGAAAGGCGAGAAAGGUGAACAAGUGUAUGGUGGCAGAAGGAAAAGAAGAAGUGUUGGGGUUUAAGGGAAGAGCAAAGUCAGUUCUGCACUGGGCUCCACCCCUAGCAGCUCAAAGAUUUCGUGUGGAUCUUCGCUGUCUUACUGCUAAAAUGUCCUUGCCAGUCAGCUAAGUACUUAGACUUGAUAGUUCAGUGUUUCUGCUGAGAUCUGAAUGGCUCUUUUACAUAUGUCCAGUGUUGCUCUAGUGUGGAUGUUUCCUCCUGUUGCAAAUGUAUGGCCCCUGAGCCUAUCCAGGUUUGUGGUUUUGUGCUGACAAGGGCUUCCUACCCCUCUCAGUCCAGUCUUGUAUUAUUUUGAGCUACAUAAAAACUUGUCUUAAACAACAAGCCACAUAUCCAGGAAAAAAAAAAAGGCCUCCCCAUACCAAACAAGUGGUAAAAGUCAGACCAAAAGCCCUGCAGGAAGUGCCAGGACUGAGCCUCAUGAGCACAGCACUGUGCGGGCUGUUGUGGGGCAGGGGCUGCUGCAUCAGGUGGUGAUGGCACUGAGCAGGGUCCUGGCUGGGACUGGGAGUGCUUUCAGAUCUCUGGGGUCAGCACUUAUUGUCAUCCCACCUGCGACCCAUUUUGGAAUGUGGUUCCCUUCCACCUCAAUGUUUCAGUGCUCUGGCACUCAGGAUAUAUUAACCUCGCUCCCCAGCCUGAAUCCUUUGUCCAAAUCCUGUUACAGAGCAGGUUGUGGCAGCACGCAGGGCACAGCACAUGCAAAUGCUCUGCAGGGAGCAUGGGCCUCUUGUGCUGUGCAGCACGGCCUGCUGUGACAUGCACAGGGACAGAUCUGAAGCACUUUUCUUCAAUGUCAUUUGUUGACUUUUAAAAAACAUUUUUGCAUUCUAUUUUUGGAACAUUAGGAAAAACUUGUUAAUGUAAACAUCCCAAUUAAAGUGUGUUUUGUACUCCAAGUUUGCCUGUCGGUAUUACAGCAUAGCCUGUACCAGAGUCACUGUGAUUGUGGGCAGACAUGCUGUGGGGUUUGAGUGGCCAAUGGUGGCAGUUUUCCUUCGUUCUCAUCACCAGUACGUGACCAAGCAGCCAGUGCAUUGUGUCUCGGGAUCUCUGGUUUCCAGUCUUCAGGAGAGUUUGGAACAAGGUUCUAUACAAACCUGGUUGGUUUUCAGAGUAUACAGCAGCUUGCAGUGUUGGCUCAUUAAACUUGUAUCCUUCUGGGUGAAUCAUUCUCUUCACCUGACUCUGCUGAGACAUUUCCUUUCAAAUCUAUCUUAAAAACAACCACAAAAAAAACCUCAAAGUCAUGUUGAAGUGCAGCAGUUGUGCUCCUCAAGCAAUGCCAGAGCUACUCAACAUGCUGUGAGGUGCAAGCCAGGCUGUCAGGCAAAAUGAGGUUUGUGUUCAAUCUCUGCUCCCACAGUGGGCAGAGGGAGAGCCAGGGCCCAUGCAACCACGCAAGGUUAAAGUAUUUUUUUUAUCCUCACUUGAUAAAAAUUACAAAUUGUUCUGCUCACUCACAGAUCACUUAAGUUCAUAUGAGUUUUCUGAAAAGAAAACAGAGACCCUCUCAGCAAACUGUGAUUUUUAUUGUAUUUACAGCAGAAUUAUUACAAUAUUCUACAGAAAGCCAUGAAAUCAAGUUAAUUUUAAAAACAAGAACAACAAAAAAAACCAACCAAAACUGUUGUAUGGCUGCUACUGCAAGUUCAUUUCCAUGAGCUAAACAUACAGAGAUCCGUUGCCAAUUUUUCAUCUGGCUCAUGAUUUUUGGUUGCUUCCUGUAAGGCAAAAUGACUUGGUUUGUUAACACAAAACAUUCAACAAACUUCUGGGACAACACGAGCUUGGAGAUGCCCUGGCUUUUGAGGUUUUAUUACUCAACAGCACUCUGCUUGUUUUUCUUAGAGACUGAGGGUGUGACAGAGCAGCAGCUCUCUUGUUCUGGUUUCUUUCUAUUCUUUCCACCAUUCUCAGCCAAGCUGAUAAUCCAUAAGAACGAGGCUCUACCCAGCAUGGAAACUGGAAGAGAUUUUGCGAAAUGAGAGCAUCUUAGGACUCAGUCCCUCCCUUCUGCUUUCAGCACAGUGGAAAUGGGUGGUUUCAAGCACAUUUUACUUAAGAGCUCUUCUCCUUUCUCCAGAGGCCCAGCUGCCCUUUCCGUACUGCAGUAGUUACAGAAAGUUGCAGAAAGGAUAAGGACUGAGGUGAGAGGAAGGGGACAGAGAACUAAAAGGUCUGCAAACAAUGUCCCCUUCCUAGCUGGACAAAUGCUAUGAAGUUUCUUUUUCCUUCCUUUUACCUGUUCUCAUCUUUUGUAAGACUAGAAAUAUGCCAGGGCAUCCUCAGCUUGUCUGGGAAUCAAGGUUAAUUCUCCCCAGGCAUCAUUCUGAAUCUGAUAUGAAGCUGCUAUUAGAAGUCAGGGAACAGGAACAUGUGUGGGCACAUCAACACAAGGAAGUUUUUCUGAGAUCCAGAAAUACAGAUGAUGAAGUAAAAUGACAGGAUUGCAAAUGCUAAGGACUGCAUUGGCAGAGAAUUAGAGGAUGCCACAAACAGCUGAACUCCAGUAAAUGAGGAAACUGCACAACUCUGUGUUGGGAAGAGUCCCAGGGAAUGCUUCCUCACCAGAGGGUCAUCAGGCACUGGAACAGGCUCCUAGGGCCCAAAGCUGUCAGAGUUUGGCCAGUACUCUCAGAAACAUGACUUGAUUUUGGGGCAUAGCCACCGACUCCUGUAUUUACAAGGUCUCAUCCCAAGAAAGCUAAUGUAACGAUGAAGAAGAAAAAUUGGGAAGUCUGGAUCUAUCAGAGGCCACGAGCUUGCCAAGAAGAUGGCCAAUUUUUUUUUUAAUCAAUUGUAAAUGCAAGAGGGCAAUCACUGCACUCCACUGUACUGCGUCACUUUAUUUAUUGCCAUUCUUCAUUUUCCCAGCUGUGAUGUACAAGAGCUGCUCUCAGAGUAAUGCCUCCUAUUUUAUUAUGUUAUGUUGCUUCAUGAUGUCAGAGGUGGACGUUGGUGGGAUGGCAGUAGAAGUUAAAUCUUCCCACCAUUAUUCCUUUACAGUUUAUUGCCAUGUGACAGAUGGCAGCAGAGGGGCAGUCUGAGAGAACGGGUCUGACGUGGAAGUGUGGGUGAAGCAAAAGUGUGUCAUUAAAGGGAUUAUGUGACAUGAUAGUAGAGAGAUUGGAUUUUAUAUGUCAGAAGAGCUCUGCCAGGCCUAUGUGAGACAAAACUCACUUGAACUGGAUCUUCUGACAUCGACAUAAUAGCAUACACCUCCCCUUUUACACUGCACAAUACUGGCAACAACAACUUUAUCAAUCUAAGCGUGCAAGUACCUACGUUAGCUCCUGUUAUCCCAGAACAAACGUAUUUUCACACCAGACAUCAAAUCCUAGCAAUCACUACAGUCAGUCCCUCCCUCCAACACAGAACUGUUAUUUGUUUGGACAAUUUACACUUGAGAUCAGAUUGCAGGAGCUUGUGUGAAAAGGAUCUUCGAAUUAAAGAUUUAGACAGAGGUAACUGGCUACACCGUUAACAAGUUAUCACUGAGACUGCCACCAAUGGAAGAAGAUUAACUUUUCUCUGAGAAUUUAAUGAUGAUAAAGGCAGAGAGAACCCAGAAUGGGAGAUGUACUUGCCACGUCUACUCCCCAGAUAAGUCACUGAGCCUACUGCAUACAAAACUGCAAACUAAUUCUGAAAUACAGAGAUGAAGAUUACCUGCUGAUUUUAGUAAGUCAAUUUAUGACAGCGGAGCUUAGAAAGUGAAGGCCAGAGACGUAUUUCACCCUACAGAAGAAACAACUUAAAGAACAGUGUAUUUUGCAAUAGAUAACGCUCUAGAGAUAUGGUAUGUGAAUUUACAACAGUACACAAUACACUUUUAUAUAAUGCCAGAAAUUAGGGCUAGCUAGUAAAGUAAUUACGCUAUCAAAAAGUUACAGAUUUUAAAUUAAAACAUGCAUUUUCCAACUGUUGAUACUGUGCUGUAACUGUUAAGUGUCUUCAUUGAGAAAGUAUAGCUUCAGCAUCCAAAGAUUUCAGCAUCCAAGUUUUCUACUGCAUCUGAUUCAAAUCCUAUGUUAACUUAAGAGUUCAUUCACAUGCAUCAGUGCUGUUCCCAUGAAAUGAACACCAUAUCACGUUCACCAGCCUCACAUUUAAUGCGAGCUAGCAAAACAAAUGUUACAGUUGAUGCCCAAAGAGAAUAGGAAGUUAGGCCUCAAAUAACAAAGGAAAUACUAUUUUACAAUUUCACACGGCAUACCAAAGUACAGCUUACAGUACUGUCGAUAUGACUGCCACCAAAAGGACUGCAGGAAAAGUGACCUAACGCGCUUUUAUUUCCCCACCAGCUAUGUCAGAAACAUUUCAGACUUUUUUCACUGCAGAUCAGUCAGGUAAAUAACUUAUUGUACUUCUAUAAACUUGAAAAAUAAAAACCAUCUAUGUUAAUACGUGGCAAUGCAAAAGAAAAAAAAAAAACAGCUUCAUUAAGAAUUUUGUCUAUAUAUUUAACUUAAAUCUUUCUAUAAAAUAAAAUGACUAAAGCAACAACAACAAAACAACCAACUCUAACACUUGUAAUCAAGACUCUGCCAUGGUUACCUGUAAAAAUGACCACCCACCUCCAUGCUCUGAUGGAGUUCAAACAAACAGGCUUUGGUGAGAACAGAAAGAUGGCUCUACCCUUUGCAGGUACAGUUAGAGAGACCACGUGCAUUUUGCACAUUGCUUUCUAAAAAAUACAUUCUACAGGUUUUCCAUUUGUAGAAAUAACCACCUGUAAUAGGUUGGAAAUAAGGAAAUUAAUAAACCAGGUAUUUUAAAGUUAGCAUUUCUUUCACCUUUACAUAUUUUAGUGCAAAAUAUUUUAGGGUGAGGAUUUACAACAAAAAUGGCAGUAGCAGCAAGAAAUCUUCUGUUUUGUACAGUAACAGCAAUGCAAUGGAGUGUUUGUUUUGUUUUCAAAUGACAAAACACCACCCUGUCACCAGGAUCAGCAUACCAAAGUGUUUCAGGCACUGUCUUUAUUAAACUAGCACCCCAUUUCAGUAUGGAACUAAUGGACAAAACGCGCAAUGGAGAUCAGCUCAGUUGAAUUUAUGCCAGAGGUUUCUCUUCUAAAAAAGUUGCAAAGGCUUUUACUGUUACCAAUCGUGUGAGCACAAGGGUUCAUUUUUUUUGGUUAUUGGCAUGCUCUGAGUAAUCUGCUUCAGUCCUUGCUCUGAGAACACUGCUCAAGACUGUAACAUUUUAAGCCCCUCAGGGCAGUUUCAGUUAUGGAAUUCUCUUGUGUAGAAAUGAGGCUUAAAAACACAGUAGCAGAACUAAUAUUACACCGUUUAAAAAUUCACAUGAACGUUUUUUUGUGAUAAGAAAUAUUACAAUUCUUGUUCUAGACUCACUUUCUUAAAGUCAAAACCAUAGAUAACUUAAACUUUGAGACCGAGAUUAAAAAAAACCACACGUAUUCUUGAAACAUGUGAAGGACGUCACAUUACCGUUACGCAGCAACUCCUUUCCUCCUUUCCUCCAUUCAAAGAAGUAAAAAAAAUAAAAAUAAAA
Messenger RNA from Tympanuchus pallidicinctus (lesser prairie-chicken), 10203 nucleotides. RefSeq names its product collagen type XVII alpha 1 chain (gene COL17A1). Lineage: Eukaryota; Metazoa; Chordata; Aves; Galliformes; Phasianidae. The record is from RefSeq and is a predicted model, not a curated record.